Molecule: messenger RNA, 387 nt
Organism: Puccinia triticina
Lineage: Eukaryota; Fungi; Basidiomycota; Pucciniomycetes; Pucciniales; Pucciniaceae
Exons: 4
Coding region: 1-387 (128 amino acids)
Source: RefSeq, a predicted model, not a curated record
AUGAGCCCGCCAAUUGAAACCCACCCAGCCUUGGAGACACACACGGCCUUGGAUUGGAAUUCACUACUGUUGAAUACUGUUGCUAAUGCACUGUUAAACAAAAUUCGAGAUCUCACCAACAAACACAUCAAUUGGAUCAGUGAUUUUCUUUCCUACCAUCUCUCACAAGCUAAUCCAGCUACCAUCAUUGCUGUUGACACCCAAAGGCAAGAGGCUCAACAUCAAGUGGAGGCUCAACAACAAGCAGAGGCUCAACAACAAGCGGAGGCUCAAAGACUAGCAAAGCUGGAACUUCUGGAGCAUCUCACAGGCAAGAUGCUAUCUAGUCUACAAAAGCUGGAGCAGGCUGUUGGUGAAUUGAAGAUUAUCCAGGACACAAGGAUAUGA